This is a messenger RNA of Vanrija pseudolonga, 3514 nucleotides long. Its product is annotated as Alpha-mannosidase. The record is from RefSeq and is a predicted model, not a curated record. Gene Ontology annotation, molecular function: alpha-mannosidase activity; carbohydrate binding. The coding region runs from base 28 to 3438 and encodes 1136 amino acids. Gene Ontology annotation, biological process: oligosaccharide catabolic process; mannose metabolic process. NCBI's taxonomy places the organism in Eukaryota, Fungi, Basidiomycota, Tremellomycetes, Trichosporonales, Trichosporonaceae. The transcript has 14 exons. Gene Ontology annotation, cellular component: fungal-type vacuole membrane.
UCCACAUCCAAUAGAACCCAGCCAAACAUGGGUUCGCACGGCUACGGUGAUCGCGGCGGCGCGCAGGCGUACGCAAAGCUCCCAGAGUACCCCCAGCUCAAUAACGAGGCCAGGUACAAGCACUUGAACUCUACGCGUGGGCGUCUCGACCAGUUCGUCGGCGGACACUUCGCCGAAGUCAACCUCUCGGCGCUCCACUUCCACGCGCGCCUCGACGACGAGAAACACGUCAAGCUCGAGGUCUGGUCCGCGCCGGGCCUCACCAAGCCGACGUUCGAGGAGGCCAAGCGCGCCCAGUACAAGCCUGCCAAGAAGGGCGAGUCGUUCGGCCCGUCCUGGACCAACCACUGGUUCAAGGUCACCAUCCACAUCCCAAAGGAGUUUGAGAAGUAUGAGCGCGUGCAGUUCGAGUUCGACUGCUCGGGCGAAGCAAUGGUCUGGGACACUAAGGGCAACCCGUACCACGGCCUCACUGGUGGCUUCGGAGUUGACCGCCGCGUCGAGUUCAUCAUCCCCGAGGAGCACCGGAAGGCUGGCGUGGGCCACUAUUAUGUCGAGGCAAGCUGCAACGGCAUGUUCGGCCAGAAUGGCGAGAACCCUCCUGACCCGAACCGGUACUACCGCCUGAACAGCGCCGACCUUGUCGUGCCGAACCAGGACGCGUGGCGCCUGAUGUACGACCACGACGCGCUGAGGCAGGUCUUCCAGCAGCUCCCUGGUGACUCGUCGCUUGGCAACCGCGCGAAGUGGUCCGCCAACGAGAUCAUGAACGUCUUCCGUCAGGGUGACCUGACCAGUGUCCCCGAGGCCCGCAAGGCCGCCGAGAAGGUCUUCGGUGCCGACUGGGAGAAGGAGAUCCAGAAGGAGAGCGAGAGCGCCGAGAAGCAGCAGGGCACCCUCUGGGGCAUUGGUCACUGCCACAUUGACACGGCCUGGCUCUGGCCCUUCUCCGUCACUCAGCAAAAGUCGGCUCGCUCCUGGUCGACGCAGUGUGACCUGAUCGACCGCUACCCCGAGCACCGCUUCUCCGCUACCCAGGCGCAGCAGUUCAAGUGGACGGAGCAGCUCUACCCGUCGCUAUUUGAGCGCAUUCGCACCAAGGUCUCCGAGGGCACUUUCCAGCCGCUUGGCUGCACCUGGGUGGAGAUGGACACCAACAUGCCCAGCGGCGAAGCGCUUACUCGCCAGUUCCUGUACGGCCAGAGGUUCUACGAGAGCCGCUUCGGCUUCCGCUCAAAGACCUUUGUCCUCCCAGACACCUUUGGGUACGCUUCGCAGCUGCCGCAGAUCUCGCGCCUCUCGGGUGCCUCCAACUUCUUCACCCAGAAGCUGUCGUGGAACGCUGACAACGCGUUCCCACACACCACCUUCAACUGGGUUGGCCUUGACGGGUCGCAGGUGUUGACUCACAUGACCCCGGUCAACAACUACAAUAGCCAGUGUAACAUUGACGACAUUCGUCGUGGUACGACCAACAACAAGAACCUCGAGGUCACCUCGCAUGCCCUGCUGCUCUUUGGCAACGGUGACGGCGGUGGCGGCCCUACUCCUCCCAUGCUUGAGAAGCUUCGUCGUGCGCGCGCGCUUGGAAAGCAGCAUGAUGCCGGAGGCCAGCUUCCCCUCGUCAAGAUGGGCGGCAGCUUCGAGGAGUUCUACGACGCGGUCCGGAAGGAGACGAACAAUGGCAACCUCCUGCCCAUCUGGCGCGGAGAGCUCUACUUCGAGCUCCACCGUGCGACCUACACGUCUCACGGCUCGAUUAAGAAGGGUAACCGUAAGAGCGAGAUCCUCCUUCGCGAGGCCGAGUACGCGGCGACCCUCGCCAGCAUCUACGACCCCAAGUACAAGUUCCCCAAGGACCGCAUCGACGCCGCGUGGGAGGAUGUGCUCUUGUGCCAAUUCCACGAUGUGCUCCCCGGCAGUUCCAUUGCCAUGGUGUACGUUGACGCCGAGGCCAAGUACGCCAAGAUCCAGAAGGAGAUCACCAAGGUGAUCAACGAGGCGUACGAAGUGCUGUACAAGGGUACUCGUCCGCUCGAGCCCAACGAGACGGUUCCUGGCAAGGCGUCUCUCGUGGCCAUCAACACGAUUCCUGGCUACCCUCGCCAGGAAGUGGUCAAGGUGCCUCUGUCUGCACACAGCAGCGUCCGUGCCCACUCGGCCCAGGUCUCCAAGGACGGCCACGGCUACGUCCUUGUCGAGUCCACUGCCGAUAGCGCCAUGUGCGUUCCCAAGGGCCUGUACGCGGACAUCAAGCCCGUCAGCGUUAAGAAGCUGGGCUCCGACUCGUUCACCAUCUCCAAUGCUUCGCUCACCAUCAAGAUUGCCGACGGCAGGAUCACGAGCAUCGUUGACACUGCUGCCGAGAAGGAGCUUCUCUUCGAGGGCCAGACUGCUGGCUUCGUCAUCUUUGAAGACCACCCCAACUACUGGGACGCCUGGGAUGUCGACGCGUUCCACCUUGAGAAGCCGCAUCACCUUAAAUUCUCGUCUGUCAGCAUCAAGGAGAACGGCCCGCUUCGUGGUAGCGUCUUCGCUACGGUUAAGUACGGCAAGAGCACAAUCGAGGUCGAGAUCUCCCUCGACGCUGUUCCCGCCAGCCUCAAGGCGGAUGCUCGUAGCUUGAUCCGCUUCGAUGCCAAGGCCGACUGGCACGAGAAGCACAUGUUCUUGAAGUUCGAGCUUCCCCUCGACAUCCACUCGGACGUCGCGACCUACGACACGCAGUUCGGUUCGCUUACGCGCCCCACGCACCGCAACACGAGCUGGGAUGCUGCCAAGUUCGAGGUCUGCGGCCACAAGUUCGCCGAUCUGUCGGAGUACGGCUACGGCGUUGCGCUCAUCAACGACUGCAAGUACGGCUAUGGCACCGAAGGCUCGGUUGUCCGCCUCUCGCUUCUGCGUGGCCCGACGAUGCCUGACCCAGAGACGGACAUGGGCCACCACACGUUCUCGUUUGCCAUCUACCCGCACUUGGGUACAUACACCGAGUCUGACGUGACCGCUGUGGCGAUUGCAUUCAACGCCCCUCCCCGCGUCCGCCUGGGUACGGCGACCAGCGCCGUUGCGGCUGUCAGCCCGCCGUUCUCGGUCACUGGCGCGCCCAACGUGUUCCUCGAGACGGUCAAGCGCGGCGAGGACGACGUGCACUCGGCUGGCAAGGAGCAGACUGUGAUCCUUCGCCUGUGGGAGCAGUUUGGUGGCCACGCCAAGGCCAAGCUCAACAUCUCGGGUCUCUCGGUCGCAAAGGCAGAGAUUGUCAACAUUCUCGAAGACCACGUGAGCGAUGCCUCCAUUUCGGUCAACGCCGCCGAGGACAAGACGUCGAUUGUGAUCCCCUUCCGCGGGUUCGAAAUCAAGACUGUGCGCCUGACGCUCGCGCCGGGUGCAACGGUCAAGACGCGCCGUUCGCCGAGCGAGGGCUGGAUCAAGCUCUAGGCGGCGGUGGGGCGAAGGGGUUGUAAACACAAAGAAGGAAGUCUUGUAAGAAGGAAUGCAAAUGUGCUUGAGAGCG